This is a messenger RNA of Funneliformis caledonium, 492 nucleotides long. Lineage: Eukaryota; Fungi; Glomeromycota; Glomeromycetes; Glomerales; Glomeraceae. The record is from the annotation of a GenBank genome assembly.
AUGUUACGAAAUCGACCAUCACAAAAUCUCAUGGUUCCGGUAAAAUAUCCAUCAAAGGAUGACCUUGACGGAUACGCCGAAAUAUGUAGUGAUACCGAUAAUCUUGUCAUAUCGGGAGCAUUACUAAUCCUAUUUCCUCCAUCCCCACCAUCUGGAUGGCUUUGCCCUACUGCCGACGAUGUAAAAUUCCGCCCUACCAAGCUUAUCGAACUAGGGUUUAAGCUCGACGAUAAAUCCAUAGUAGACGCCUUACAGAUUUUCGAAAAUAAGUUGGAUAUUUACGGCGAUAUCUUUUGGAAUAAUCUCAGAGUACUUUCUCAACUGGAUAGGAACAAGUUUAACAUAACCAUUAAAUUAGAAGUUUGUAGUGAUGCUGAAAAAUCACGUUUUAUUACACAGGUUAUCGCAGAUGAAGGAGUUGAUUUCUUGGGCAGUUUCGCGGAGGCUAUGAUAUGUGUUGAAUUUAUCAUUGCAUUUAUGUUGGUUGUUUAG